GAACGAAGCAAGCCCCCUCCGAGAGCCCAAGCUACAUUGGAACCGUUGCCCCCAAAGUUCUGCACUAUCAGCGCGGCGCCUUCCGCGGUUUCGCCCUGUUGGACCAGUACUGUGACAAGCACGGUGUGUAUUUGGACAUCAUUCCAGGUGAAGCGCACUGGAAAAAUGGCACAUGUGAGCAAGCAAUCCAAGGAGUAAAAGAACUCAUGACACGACUGUGCCUGUACGAUCCGGACCUCUCGACAGAAGCGGCGCUGGCCGAGGCUAUCACGGUCUUCAAUCACAGAGAUAUGAUUCGAGGUUUCAGUCAAGCCCAACAUGUUUUGGGCCGGGGAUCAGAUGAAACAGAUCGUUUCGUGGAAGCUGGACAAGGCCUUCCUCCCGGGUUGCUUGUCGAGAACCCAGUCGGUGAGUUCGAAAGAGCUACUAAGCGACGGGCAGAGGCGGAAAAGAUUCACGCGGAUUGGAAUGCACGCCAGUCUAGCGGCCCAGACUGGCCCACGCCGUGGACCUUUCACCAGGUGGCAGACUCUAUUGGAGGCAAUCAAUUCAAGGACAUCUCAUCCGACAAGCCUUCUGUGGAGGAAUGGAACAGAGCCCAGGACGCCACGGAGGAAGUGCAGCCGACUCGACUGCGAGCUCGCCAGAAAAGACCACCUAUCCACCGGGACGCCCCAGGAGACGACGUGGACGAUGGUGGUGACCAGACGAUGCCGCCGGCGAGGUCAUCAGGCCGUGGCUCAGUGCAGAGACCCCGACUGGAAGCCUCCUAUACGGAGCCUACUGAGCGAGGUGAGUGCUGGUGGAACACGGUCCCCGAGCAGGCCUGGCCAGAGCGUGGAAGUUCUUUCUGGGAUCAUGGCGACGCGGCGGUGGAAAUCGAGGUGGCUCUACCGGAAAGCCGGCGGGGAAUAGACCACAUGGCGAAGAACUUCGAGGGCUACUUCGUGGGUCAGCUAAAGCGGAAGGCAGUGGAAGUCUCGGAGCGACGGCUGACGGCCGAAGAACUGGAAGCAUUCCGCAGCGCCAAACAGAUUGAGGUGAAAAACUUUCUCUCAGCCGAUGCGUUCCAGGCCAUUCCGGAACACAUGCAGCCAUCGAAAGAUCAAGCAGUCGGCAUGAGGUGGGUGCUUACAUGGAAGGUGCGUGAAGACGGGACGCGGAAGGCAAAAGCCAGAGCAGUGCUUUUAGGCUGCCAGGACCCUAGCUACGAGCACCGAAGUACUGCAGCUCCAGUAAUGACGCGUCAGUCGCGUCAGAUGUUAUUACAGAUGGCUGCUUGGAAGAAGUGGCGCAUCCGUAAAGGAGAUGUGAGCGGUGCAUUCCUGCAGGGUCGAGAAUAUCCCGAUACCCUCUUCUGCAUCCCGACCAAAGAAAUCUGUGAGGCGAUGGGUUUGCCGGAAAACAGCGUCACGCGCAUCAAGCGUGCAUGUUAUGGACUAGUCGAUGCUCCUCUUGAAUGGUACCGUACUGUGGUUGGUCGAAGCACCGUGGACACAAUCAUUCGUGCAAACGUCCUGCUGUCUCAUGCUAAGGCAAGACGUGACCACAAGAUGCUCAUCCACGCCUUUCCAGAGGAUGUUCCCCUGGGACCAGUGGCUUGGGUGGAUGCGGCCUCGCAGAGCAGAGUCGACGGCGGCAGCACGGAAGGGAUCGUCAUCGGGAUGGCACCUCAAGGACUCCUUCAAGGUGAAGUUUGCGAGAUCUCGCUUAUGUCAUGGCAUUCGUCAAAGGUAGGACGGAUGUGCCGGAGCCCCGGAGCUGCGGAGGCCCUCGCCGCCAUAGACGGCGAAGACAGCCUCUACUAUGCUCGAUACCAAUGGUCAGAGCUCUUGCAUGGGGUUAUGGACCUACGGUUUCCAGACAUGGUUGUUAGCCAAGUCCCCGGCUGCCUGGUGACGGACAGCAGAAAUGUCUAUGACAAGAUGAUCAACGAGACGAUCGUUGUGAAAGGAGCAGAAAAACGUACCAGCAUCGAACUGCUGGGGUUGAAAGAA
Symbiodinium sp. CCMP2456 is the source of this 1997-nucleotide messenger RNA. The record is from the annotation of a GenBank genome assembly. Lineage: Eukaryota; Dinophyceae; Suessiales; Symbiodiniaceae.